AUGACAGCCGCCGCGCGGUCACGGGCCGGGCUUCGGGACCCCUCGCCGGUGACGACCGCGGAGCAGCUUCCUCCGGCCUCGUUGCGCGUUCACUCCACGCUGAGGUCUCGGCGCUGCCGCGGAUCUUCAGCAGUUGAGUUUCAAGGAGAAGUCUCUGGAGAGCUCGUGCUGCCUGCAGACAGCCCCGAGCACCUCCUAGCCCGCCUCAGGGAGCAGGAGGACUACGUUUUGGCUCUGCAACAUCAGAACGAACAACUGCACGACGAUCUAGCCGACGCACAGGAAGCCGCCGCUGCCGCAGACUGCGCUCGCAUCCCCCCCAGCGUAGGAGAGGACUUGGAGGCACAGGCGCUACGAGGCCAGGUUGAGCAGCUUCUUCAGCAGCAGACGCAGCGCCAGUGGGAAGCCGAGGCAACGAGCCAGAUGCUGGUCGAGGCCAAAGAGGCGCGGGCGGCAGCCGACCAGCAGCUGCGUGAAGCCGAAAAAGCCCAGCGAGACCUCCAGAUGCGGUUGGCGGAAGCCGAAAAUACUUUAGAGCGUCUCCUCGAGCAAGCGCAUGACUCGGAGAGGACAGAGCAGAAACUGCGUGAGGCGUUGGAGACGGCGCUUCAGCAGCGGAGGGCCGCUGAACGCCAACUGGAAGAACUGAAGAAUGCGAGAGAAUGCGCGGACGCAACGACAGAACAGAACUGCGAGGAGGACGGCUCGGCGAGACAGGCUUCGCAAGAGGCGGGAUAUCCCCAGGACGCGGUACGAGCUCUGAAAGAGGGGCUGCAGACAGCGCAUGCAGGGGAGACCGGGACCGAAGCACGACUAGGCCAACUCGAAGGGGAGAUCGCCAGGUUGGAGGCCAAGCUGGCGGCUGCAGUUCGCGAGAAGGAACACGCUCUAGAGGCCGUGGAGCAGCACCGAUAUCUCCUUGAGAAGCAACGCAAGCUCUGCCAGGUUUUGCGGCACCAACUCGCGAAAAAAGCCCUCGAUUUGAGCAAGAGCGAGCACCGCCAGAGGCGCCGCCUCUGGAAGGCCGCAGAGGAGCAAAAGGCGAUGGCGGCGCGCCUGCAGCAGAGCGACGCCCGCCACGAGCGGAAUUUGUCCGCGUACCGCCAGCGCCUUGAGCAGCUUGAGCGGCGGCUGAUGGUCAGCGAAGAGACGCUGCAGAGGCAGACCGAGAGCCUGGCGGCUGCCCAGCUAGCAGAUGCUCAGCAGCGUUGCACGCGUGAGGCGGAGCGGUAUGACCGGCAGAUGUCUCGAGAGAGGCAUGCACUUCAGUGCGAGGAGAUGCGGCAGCGCCUGGGUUCGCUGGAGAAGCAGUGGCAACAAGAAGAAGAGCACAUGCAACAGCUGGACUUGCAGCAUGCGGACGCACUCCUCUCGCGCCAGGAGUUGUCUGAGCGUCACCUUCGGCGCGAAGAGGAACUCGAGGCUCAUCUGGAGGCUGAGCGGGCUUCUCGCCUUCGAUCUCGAGAAGUCCGCAGCCUGAUGGAGGAAGACCUCGCAGAGCUUCUGAGGAAACAAGACUCAGUUCGCCGCCAGCUCGAGAAGCUCAGACGUGCGGAACAAAUCCCACAAGCGGAUAGAAGCCGCACAGCAGACUUCGCCUUUUACCAAUUUGACACUAGUGCGCAUGCAGGAGACGCAAGCACUCCCCCGAAAGAGAAGAGAGUUGCGUCUCAAGAUAUAGUCCUCCAUCCGCUCGACCCCGAAGACCUAGCAGCCGCUUCGUCUGAGGACGCUGCAUCCUCGACUCUUGGAAACAGCGUCCUCGAACGACGAGAUUCAAAGGACGUGUUCAUCGCCAAACUCCUGGGCUUGCAAAUCAGCUCCGCAGUUGAGCGCCUCGGGGCGGCCCAGUGCCGCGAGCGCGACCUCGCUGCGGAGAUCCAACGGCUGGAAGAGUUUGCGAGGUCGCGAACGCCCGCGCCGCCAAAGAGUUGUGCAGACCCAAGCGGAGCUCUCCAUCUCCAACAACGGGGCUCCGCAGAGGGACAGAAGAUAGUGAAGCAGGACUUGGAGGCGAGCCUGCUGCGCCUCACGCGCGAGUGCAGUCAGCGGUUGGAAGAGGAAACGAAGCGCAACGACGCGGCAAACGCCGUGGGCUGCAGCGAGGCAGAGCGCCUUCUUCUGCGCAAGCAACAACGGGCUCUUCAGCAGCUCGAACUGGAGCUGCGCGCCAGAGCGGAAGCCGCGGAAGCAGCCGCGCUGCAGCUCGAGGACAUGACUCGUCGGGUAGAAGACCUCGAAGCCCGCCACGCGCGCGAGACACGAGCCUUAGCUGAGAGAGAGGAAGCGCUCUACAGGGCUAGGGCGCGGCUGAGCGCGACGCAUGCGGGAGAGGAAGAGGAGUGGAGCCAGGGAAGGGGAAAACCGCGAGACCAGUUGCAGCAAAAAGAAACCGAACAGACAGGCACUCAGCACGAAGGCGAGCGCGAGAGGCCAAUGGAAGAUGUCGAAGCGGAGGGGAAAACGCAGGUCGCGGAGAUCCCGGCGAAGGUCGAGGCUGCGUCAUGUGAGGACGCGCACGUCCUUCAGCUGAAGCACGUCGUAGGCCAAAAAGUGGCGGAAAUCGCCAACCUUCGAGCUGCCCUGGAGGAAGCGCGCGAGGCGAUUACUGCGAUGAAAGCCCAGCAAGAGGAGUGUCAAGCCGCUCUGCGAAAUCAAGACGAGGCUCUACGCCAGCAGCUCGCCGCGCAACAAGCGGCGCUGCAGGCAGAGUGGGAAGCGCAGCUGAGAACCCGAGACGAGGCAGCCCGCAAGGAGCUGGCGAAUGCGCGGGCGGCAUUCGACAAACAGAUGCAACGCCUCGAAGAGGCGAGGGAGCUCGAACUGCAGACCCAGCCGAAGAGGCUUCGCGAAGCCGCGGAGGCGGCAGACGUCGCCGCGGAAAAGGAGAGGGAGCAGAGAUUUACAGAGAGACAGGUGGCGGCUGUGGUGCAAAUGCUGCGCCAAGAGUCGUACGAGAGACGCACCAUGCGGCUCGAAGAGCUCGAAGACGCUCUGCGCGACCUCAGCCAGCAGAAAGCUCGGGCUGACAGCCUCGCGGCGGCGCGCCAACGCCACGCCCCCCAGCUGCUUGGCGAGCAAGCGGAGGGGGGAGAGAACCCGCAACCGCAGAGCGACGCACCACCACAGCAUAUAGAAGCGCUGGCGCGCGAGCUUGCGCACAGCCGCAUCCAGUGGCUAGCAUCGAGGGAGCGGUGGCAGCUGCCGCACGAAUCCGAUGCGGCGCCCGAGGAGUCUCUUCUCGCGCCGCUCCACUCCGAGAGCGCCGUGCUUGCGUGGGAGGUUCAACAGAGGAGUCGCCUCGAGGCCGAGGCUGAGCGCGGGCAGGACGCCCACGAGGCGGAAGUCGCCAGGCUCCAGGGCGAACACCGGGAGAUCCUGGCGCAGCAGCAUGCCGCAGCGCGCGACGCCCUGAGCAAACGGAACUUGGCAGAGGCACGGGCGUUAGAGGCGAAGAUCCGCGAAGACCCCGCGAACCUCCAGCAGCUGAGUGAGCAGUGCAGAGAGGCGGAGGCGGAGCUCGCUGACCACCAGCUGCGACGCAGCACGCUGGCUACAGAGGCCGCGAGAGACCUCGUGCAACGAAUCGAACUGGAUUCCGCCUUGGAGGCCCUGGGCGCUGCGGAGGAGCGUGCGCGCCUGGUACAGCGCCAGCGAGACGCGCUGCGUAGCGACCUGGCGCUUCUGCAGGACGCCAGGGAUGCCGCCCAUUGCGAGUUUCAGCAGCGCCAGAGAGCGCAGGAGAAAACCCACGCCGCUCAACUAGAGGAAAUUCUGACAAUUGAGAGAAUUGACGCCGAGCACCAAAGCCACGCAGUCACGAGCGGCCUUAUUCGCUGCACUGAGUCGGAUGCAGAGCUGCACCAACUGGAUAAGGCCGAGCGCCAAGCUGCGUACGUGCGGCGGGAUUGCCAGCGCAUCCAGCAGGAAGCUGAUCACAUCCCCGCGCAGCUGGCGUCCGCUCAAGCGAACUUGCAGCAGCAAAAUGAAGAGCUUGCAAGCGGCCAGCGCCAAGAGGCGGCGCAGGUGGUGGCGCGCGAGUGGGUGCGGCAACUCGAGAUUAGCGGUGCCGUGAGGCGACUCGAAGAGGCCAGCGCACCGCGAGGCGAGCUGGCGCCGAGGCGCGACCAGCUGGAGGCAGAACUCCGCCUUGCGGGCGAGGGGGCGGAGCACGAGCAGCAGCGGCAGCAAGAGCGAGCUCUCGAGGGCGAGCGCCUGCAACACGCAGCUGCCCUGGAGACUCUGCAGGGAGACCUGGCCGUGGGCCGGCGCCUGCUGCUGCAGCAGCUUGAGCAGGAGCGCGUCGCCCGAGUCCGCGAGCAGCAGGCAUUCGAGAACAGCACUCGUCUCCUCCUGCUGCGGCUUGACUCGGCGAUGCGCCGGCUGGAGCCCCGGACGCACGCGGCCGCCGAUGCGGAGGGAAGGGCGGCUGCGGCUCUGCGCGACGAGAGCGAGAGGCGCGAGGAGGGCGCUCUGCUGCGAGCAGACUUGGCGGAGAGGAGUGAGCGCGUGCACGUUCUGCAGCUGCUGGUUCAGAAGCACGACGCGCGGCUGCAGUUGCAAGCCGAGAUCGAGGCGCACCAGGCGCGCGCCGAGGCAGGCCUGAGGCGGCUGGAGGAGCUGCGGAAUGCUGAGGCGGCCCAGAUGGACCUCGACCGCCAAGAAGUGGCGGAGGCGUUGCAGAAGUACCGGUCGCUGCUCGACGAGACUGUGGAGGCUCGCCUGAAGCAGCAGGAACGCGAUUCUGUGGAGCAACUCUGGCAGGAGCUUGAGGCUCAGCAGGACGCGGCUCAGCGCGAGUAUGAGGCUGCGAAGAGAGCGGCGCUUGACGCCGAGGCGCAGAAGCAACAUGCCCUCGAACGGGAGGCCGAGCGACGGUGCUGCGAACUCAGAGACAGAACGACGACACAGAGACUCGCCUUCGAACCGCAACUCCGCGACCAGCAGCAGACACACGCUCUCGCGCUGGAGAGGCAGCUGGCCAAGAAGCAGGCGGAGCUCGACACGAGACACCGCCAAGAAAUCGAGGCGAAGCUGCUGCUGCUGCAGCGGACUGCGCGCCCUGUCAGGGAGAGGCGCGGAGUCGAAGCCGAGCUGCAGGCGACGGAAGUCGCGCAGAAGGCGGCGGAAGUUGCACAGAAGGCGGCGCACGAGCGAGAAACGGCUGCCAUCGAGGACGAACGGGAGGCACGUCUCCAGGGCGAGCGGGAGGCACACAGGGAGAGACUAGAGAUCGAACUGCGGGAGCAAGAAUCCAAUUUCGAGGAAGCGAAAAAUGCGGCCAUUGCCGCCGCACUCGACGAACACAGAGCGCAGUGGCAGGCCGAGCUUGAAGCCGCUCUUGAGGCCGCGACUCGACGGCUGGAGCAGGAGCUGCAGCGCCAGCACGCCCACGACUUGGAGCAGGGUUUGGUCGAGGCAGCCCGUGCUCACAACGAGGAGCUGCAUCUCAAACUCGGCGAAUUUUCCGAAGCGCUCCAGUGUCAGGAAGCCGACUUCGAUGCGGAGCUCGCGCGGCGGCUCGCGCAGGCGAGCGCGUGCCAUAGCCGCGCGCUAGAAGCACAGCGGGGAGAACUCGAGGCGAGAUCAGCCGCCCUGCUUCUCGAGAGGCAGCUGAGCUGCGAGAGGCGCCUGCAGGAUCACGCCAACCUGCUCCACGUUGCGCACGCGGCGGAGCUGGAGGCGCAGCGGGCGGAGCUGCGCGCAGAAGAGGCGCAGCGUAUGCGCGAGUUGGCGGACGCUUUUGCGGAGGAGAAGACCUUCCAACUCGAUGUGCAGAGACUGCAGCUUCUCGAGGAUCAAAGGGAAAAGCUGGACACGCAGAGGGAGGCGCUUGCGGUUGAGCACCGAGAGGAGGUCGCUCGGUUAAGAGACGAAAUCGAGCGCAGAGACAGGGACCAAUUGAUGCAGAGACAGGCACUCGAAGCGGCGGCCGAGGCGCGGCUUCGCGAGAGGCAGCGCAGCUUUGAGACGCGUCUGCAGGCGCAGAAGGAGCUCCUCACAGAGGUGCAGGAGGCGCGGCUCGCAGAGCAGAGAAGCGAACUGAUGGCGAGACAGGCGGAGGCGCUUCGCGCGCUUAAAGACAAGUUUGAAAAAGAGGAAUCCCGUCGACGAGACGAGCUGCAAGCGAGGCUGUGCCAAGGAGAACGGGAACGCCUGGAAGCGCAGAUGAUCGAACGACAGCGAGAGCAAGAGGACAAACUCCAAGAGCUGAGAAGCCGCUUCGAGAAAGAGCAAAGCCAGCAGCUACAGCAGCAGAAAGCGCUCCUUUUGGAAGAAAAGAGACAGGAGCUGCAGGCGCAGAGAGACCUCCUGCUCGCGGAGAACCAGCAGCGGCUGCUGGCGGCGGCCGAAGAGAUGGAGAGGGAGAAGAAAGCGCAGCUGCAGAUCCAAGCAGAAAUGCACGCCCAACGCCUCCAAGCGGAGAUGGAACUGCAGGCAGAAUCGCAGAAAAAUGAAAUCACCGCAGCUGUCGCAGCGCGUACCGAGGAGCUGCGACGCGAAGCAGAGGCGACGCUGACGGCGCAGAAACACAAGUCGGACGCAGAAAACGCAGCGGAGUUUCGACGCCGCAUGCGGGAGGAGCGAGAGACGCUCGAGCGAGAAUUUGCCGAAUCGCGAAAUUUGCUGGAAGCACAGCUCGCAGCCCAACACGAGGCGGAGCUAGGGGAGGCUCUACUACAACAACAGAGGGAGUACGAGGCCCUCCAGGCUACGGCGAGAUGCCAAACGGAUCAGCAGCACGCGCAGCAGAUGCAGCUCGAACUGGCAUCGCUGCAGGCGCGUCUUGAAGCCGAGCAGCGCCGAGAGGCUGACGCUGCGAUGGAGGCCCUCGCUUGCCGCCUCGAGGCGGAGUUCGCCGAGGCCCUGGAAACAAAAGAAAAAGAGCUCCGAGCAGAGCUAGAGAGCGCAGCCCAGACCAAGCAGAGAGCCUUCGAAGCGACUUUGCAGCGGCAGCGGGAAGAACACGAGGAAGCUCUAAGGCGCGCGAUUGCGGCGCAGGUCACUCAGCGUUGGAUCGCUCACGGCGCGGAGCUGGCGAGGCAAAGGGAAAAGGAGACUGCCGAGCUUGAGGACGCGCUGAAUGCGGAACUCUCCCUGAGGCAGGAGGAGAUGAACGAGCAGAAGCGAAAGGAGCUCCUCGCGCAAGAAGAGCAGCAUCAACUCCAUCUGCAGCAGCUGGAAGCUGCGCUGGAGGCGUGGCAAAACGCGAGGCUGGUUGAUGAACUCCGAGUAGAGGGAGUUUCUGAGAAAAGACGCGAAAUGGAGGAAAAACUUCGCAUGCAACGUGAGGAGCUCCAGCUGGAGCUUGACGCAAAGCUGGCGCGCAAGGAGCUCGAGCUCGAGAGCAAGUUGCAGGACGAGCUCCUGAUGCACCGCAAGAGGCUAGAAGAACGCAUGAGGGAGAAAGAGGCCGAGGCACAUCAGAGGCUUCAACGCGAGAGGGACGCGCGGCGAGGUCUCUCGGAGCGCGCGCGCACGCGCCAGAUUGAGUUGGAGCUCCAGCUGCAGCAGCUGCGGGAGAGAGAGGCCGCCAUGCGCCUCGACCUUGAGAAGCAGACGCAGAUAACGGCGGAGGGUGGCAAGAUGCAAGAAGAACGUGAGGCUUCAUGGAUCGCGCAGGCCGCUGGGACAUUCCACAGGCGCCUUGCUGAGGCGAGCGAGAGCCGGCAGAUGCUCACGGAGGAGACAGGAAGUUAUGCAUCGGUCGCAAAGGCAACGCAAGAAGCUCUUCGCGUCUGUGAGGAGCUGCUCAAGGAAACGCAGAACCAGCUGGAAGCAAGCAAAAGUCAAGACACCGAGACGCAGCGCGCGCUGGGGAGAGGGAUCGACAGAACGAACGAUCUCUGCGAGGAUCUUGCUCUCGCCCUUCAGCAGGUGCAGCUCGCCCAGGAGCAGCUCCACGCAGUUCAGGUUCGCGAUGAGAGAGAGAUGUGCGACGCUUGCGAGGGCCUUUCGCAUCCCCGAGAAGAUGUUUGUGUGCAGACAUUGCCAGCUGAGGAAUGUCGUCUGCAGACGUCUGGCUGUGGCCUGUGCGCCAGGCCGAGUGGUGCAGGCACUGAGGACGAAGGCCUGCGAGUCGUGGCUGCUGACGAAACCGCCCGCGAAGACGAAGAGCUAGCAUUAUGCAGCCUCCACUCCGAAAUGGAGCUGCUGCGCGCUCGUCUGGCAGGACUCGAUGCGGAAGAAGCAAAGAAUCGCGAAGAACUCGAGGAAGCCAGACAGGAGGCACGCGCGGCGAAAGCGACAGCGGCAGCUGCGACGGCGGAGGCUGAGCGCCUCCGCCGCCAACUCGUCGCCGCGGGAGAGACCGGCACCCGCCUUAGGAAGCAGCUUGAAGACGCAGAGAUGAAACUCGCCGCUGAGGAGGAUCAGCAUGCGACCGCAUUGCAGCAGGUCGAGGAGCUGCGCCUACAACACCGAGCGCUAGCCGCUCAGCGUGUGACCGAACUCGAAAGCCUCGAGAGAGAGGCGCUGGCAAAGUCGGAAGAAGCGGAUCGCCUGAGAGGCCUCGCGGCCCUGACGGAGAAGACACGCUCCGAAGAAACCGCGGCCGCUGCGGAGGCCGCCAAAGCCGAGGGGGAGAGGCGCGCGCGAGAGCUGAAAGACGAACUGCAGAAGAAAGACGAGGCUUGGAGGCGAGCCGACGCGGAGCGUGCGCAGGCGCUUGCGCUCGCUGCGGAGUUGCAACGGAGACUCCAACAAGCCCUGGAGACGAGGGAGACGCUAGACAAAGACGCGCGUGCGUUGAGAGAGCAGAAGCAGAAGGCCGCCGAAGCUGCGGAGGAAGCCAGGCAACACGCCGCCGAACUCUCACGGCAAAUGAAAGAAGCAGACGACGGACGCCGCCUGGCUGAAGAGAAGACGCGCAGCCUCAAGCAGGCGGUUGCCGAGCUCCAACGCGAGCUCGACGCGAAGGCAGCGCUCCUCAGGAAGAGUCAAGAACUGCUGAAGCGAAGAGAGGAAGAGGCGCCUGCGCUGCGGCAGGAGGAAGGAGCGUGUGAGGGCGUUGGAUGCAGCGAAGAAGAGUGCGGCGUGCUUGCCUCUGCUGAGAAAGCGGGGAGCGCCGAGCGCGAACCGAACGACCGCAGAGAGUCGUUCCAGGGCGCAGAGACGUAUGGGUCAGCGCCGGAAGGAGUUCUGACUUGCGAGGAAAAACAAGUCGACGCCGGCACAGAGGCGGAGAGACGCCAGCUCGAGACGCAUCCCUCAGCGCAUCGCGCGGGCUCCCACAUCGACGAGCAGCCACUGCGAAACGAUGCUGAGACGCUGGAGAGCAGACAUCGAGAGAUGGAGCGCGAAGCACAGCGCAUGGACGAAGCGCGGCUGAAGCUAGCGCAGGAAGCUGAAAACGUGCGGCAGCUGCAAAGAGAGCACGCCGUCGCUCGAGAGGAUCUAGCGACAGCCCAGAAGCGCCUCAAGUCCGACGAAGAAGAGCUGAGAUCGAGGCAGCGAGAUCUGGAGAGAAGAGAAACUCACUGUGAGGAACUCCAAGCCAAGCUUGCCGCAGAGUCGGCGGAGUUGAGCCAGCUCCAGGAGGCGCAAGCAAAUGCCCGGUUGCAUCUCGAAGAGGAGCGCGCCCAGCUAGAGGGGGAGGCGCGGAGUUGUCUGCAGCAGCAGCGGCGCAGGUUGGAGGGAGCCACGAUGCUCAUCGAGGACUCUCGCGCGACGCUUGUGCAAGAGAUUCAACGGCAUCAGGAGCGCCAGACAGAGUACGAAACAGCGCGACAGCGACUUGCCGAAGGAGAGAAGCGACUUGGCGAAGAACGGCAGCACCUUGCCGUACAACAACACCGUUUAGCCGAAAAACAGCAGCGUUUUUCGGACGAACAGGAGCGAGCUGCGGCAGACCAGCAGCUCCUUCAGCAGAGCCAGCAAGAGGUGAAAACCCAUCGGCAAGAACUGGAAGAAACCAAGCAAGCCUUCAAGAUCCUCCGAGGGACAGUUGAGGCGGAGGAGGCAGCGCGGCGCCAUCGGGAAGAUGCCGCCCGCCAUGCGCGUGAGACCGUGGAUUCGAGCAAGCGAGGCAUCCCCCAGCGCCGCAUUCUCGAGCUUGAGAAUGCGCGCAUCAGCACCCAGCCGUGGCAGGGGGAGAGGAUCCACGAGCUCCUCGCUGGGACGGAGCUUGCCACAGCGUAUCCUCACAGACCUCGCCAGGCGCCGUCCCCGUCAACGACAUCACAAUCCCAAGUCACAAGGCCCGCGCCGGCGCUUGGAGGGAUGGCGGAUGCGUCGUCACGGCGUCCGACAGAGGCCGUCAACAGCGACUUUUUAUCCAGCGGUCGCCUGCGUUGCUCCGCGCCCGUUCUCGUGGAGCUGCGGACGCUGCAGGAGCUGCUGCGUCACAAAGACCUGGAAAUCCAGAGUCUCGCGCAUUCCUUGAUUCAGCAGAGGGGAGGGGCUGCAACCCGAGCGGCUUCCACGCCGCCACCCAUUCCAGAGAAGCUGCCGCAGAGCCUGCGCACACUCGCGGCGCCUGCGCAGCCUGCGGAGGCUUCGGAGGCAGCCUCAAAGCCCUCCGAGGUCGAGCGGCGCUCUGGAGAACGACCGGUGUGGCGCCGGCCGGCGAGCGACAGUCGCCUGCCUCUAGAGGCCUCGUUCGGGGGCGGCUCUUACACAUCGACCGGCGCCGCCGACGCGAGCUUGUUCGAAGGCACCAUAAAGGAGUCGCUUCCCACUGAAUUGAACGGCUUGGGGAGACUAAUGGGGAGUGGAGCAACAUACACGGCCACACUCCCUGGAACUCUAGGCCAGACAAGCGGCAGUAACGCCCUUGGAGCCGUUCAACCGCAAGGUGAGGAGGCGCGCGGAAGUCGCAGAGAGCGGCGGCAGUUGCAGCCGUACUCGGUCGAGCCAGGAGACGCGCCGCAGCUGGGCGGGAGGACGUUCUCAUGGCAAUCGAGACCUCUCGUGCUCUGGGAGGCUCGCGGCAAACCAGAAAACACGAACGAGUCGCAGGAAGAGCUGGAAGUGGGGGAGCAGCGAGCGGCUGCUUCAAUUGCAGCGUGUGGCGCCGGAGGAGGAGAUUCGAAUGGAGCUACUCGCCAGGAGGCGGUCGACGUGGCUCGCGCGUUCUGGAUCGCAGCAAAUCGUUCCGCGGUAGGCGACGCAGGCUAUCUCUCGCUCUGGAGCCAGCCGCUGUAUUUGGAGUGCAGCGGAGUCGCGUCAGGCGAACCGAUGUACCUCUGUUUCGUCAAGAAGGACUCGACAGAGUCUGCGGCUCGGCGCUGGACUUUGGCCCUCGAGCCGCCAGGCAGCUCGUCGCUGCCCACACUAGCCGCAGCCCGCGAAGACGGACGAAACGCAUGCAGUGCCAGGUUCCGGCUGUCCAGCUGCGACCCGCCGGGGCGUCAAGGCGCGCUGGAAGGCCGCCAGUGGCCCCGGGCCCUCUCCCAGAGCUUGUCUCCUCAGCGCAUGUGCCAGACGCUGCCGAGGGCUGCCCUACCACCCGACUCAGCUUCGAGCAGAAGCCAACAGCUGCCGGGGGCAGGCGCGUCGGCGAGAGCCGCAAGUGACUAUGCAGACCCAGAGUUCGCUCUCCGUCUGUCGCCGUCCCCACACGAAGACGGGCUCGUCUGGCUGCACUUUCUCGAGAGCGCAGCUGGAUGCACAGUCGGCAACGCCCCGACGCAGACUCCACAUUCAGAUGCUCCUGCGCCCACGCGUGAGGCGCCUCGCGCAGGCAUCGCCAACGCGCCGGUGAGAGCCGUGAAGAUGCAGCAUGCGACGACGGGCCUGUUUUUGACGCUGCGGUCCGCGAGGCCUCCGCGUAGCCCAAACGGCCCAUCGCCUACCACGGAGGCAGGAACGUUUUUCGAGACAGACGUGGUAGCUCUGACAGCCGAUGCGCGGCGGCAAGGCGCUUUCGCGGGCUGCGCCGACUUGGUCGGCGCGUCUGAAGGUUGCAGCGCGAGCGGAGAUUCCUCAGAAACCACGCACGAGACGGAGAACCUCUUCAACGCAGCGCAUGUGCGCCGCGCGCUUGAGGCGUUCAGCCGCACCGACCGAGGCACAGAGCAGCUGCGAGGCUUGCGGGGAACUCCGGACGCGGAGGAAGCGACGGUGUUUGUUUUGAUGGAGCGCGACGAGCUAGCUCAGCGAACUGUAAGCGAAGGGGAGGGGUGGUGA
This is a messenger RNA of Besnoitia besnoiti, 12129 nucleotides long. RefSeq lists its product as uncharacterized. NCBI's taxonomy places the organism in Eukaryota, Apicomplexa, Conoidasida, Eucoccidiorida, Sarcocystidae. Bases 1 to 12129 code for a protein of 4042 amino acids. The record is from RefSeq and is a predicted model, not a curated record. The transcript has 5 exons.